AUGGCGGACGAGGAUCAAUCGAUAAACACAAGGAAAGAAAGCAGCAGCGGCGCCAAGCGGAUGCGCGGCCACACAGCGCGCUACUUCGGCGAAAUAGCCGAGAACUCUGCAGCUGGGACGCCGGUGGACGGGGUGAUGCUGCCGGUGGGGACCGGCGGCUGCCCCGGUGCGGACCUCAACACCAGCCUGAAGGGGGAUUACGCUUCGGAUUUUAGGCUUGUUCACCUCCGCGGACACCGGGACCACCGGGGACACCUGGGUCUGGUCUCCGCCAAAGAGCUGGACCGGGAGUUUAUAGCGAUGUACGAGCUGAGGGUGCAGCUGCCGCCGCGGUGUCUGAGGAGACCGGCGGCCGUGCAGGUCGAAGUGUCCGACCGGAACGACAACAUCCCCCGGUUCACCCGCGGGAACAUGACGGUUGAGGUGGACGAGCUGACGCCGCUCGGUACCGAGCUGGCCCGCUUUGACGCAAAGGACGGAGACGCGGAGCGGAACGGACGCGUCACCUUUUACGCGUCACCGGAGUCUCACCUGCUCCACGUGGUUCCUCAGACCGGGCAGGUGAGGCUGGUCGGGUCCUUGCAGGGGGUGCGCCUGGUGACUCUUCGCCUUUACGUGAAGGACGGCGGAGACGUGGCGCUGAUCGGUGAGCCGGUGUUCCUGCGCGUCAGCGUCCACCGCUCCGGCGGAGCGCGGCGGAGGCCCCGGGCUCUUUCCGAGGAGCUCACCUACUCAGUGACCGUGCCGGACCACGUCAGAGUCGGGGACCUGGUGUUCACGGUGCCGGACCAGAGGUUCGAGCAGCGGUGGUUCGAGGUGAUCUCUGAGGCGGACUCGCCGGUCCAGAUCGAGCGGGACUCGGGGCGUCUGUACCUGGCGCGCAGCCUGCGGGAGCCCGCCGAGGUGACGGUGAAGAUCCAGAACCUCCGAGGUGAUGAGUGGUACCUGUGCAGGCUCACUCUGAGCAUGCCCAGUCAGGCCAACCUGCAGUGGGCCAUGUCUCCCUCACCUUACCUGGGCUCUGUGGGUCCUGAUGCCACACCUGGCUCUGUGGUGUACCGACUGUCGGCACGGCAACGAGACGGGACGCAGGAACAGACACAGUUCCUCCUACUGGACGGUGGGGACGAGUGCUUCGAGGUAGACCGUCGUUCCGGCGAGAUCCAGACCACAGGUCGACCUCUGACCCCGAGUAGGGAGUACCUGCUGCGGGUGCAGGCAGUGGACGGACGCGGGCGUAAAGGCCCCCCGGCCACAGUGGCCAUCCUGGCCGGUUACCGCCCGCCGCAGUUCACCAAUGCCACCUACAGCCUGAACGUGGCGGAGAACACACCUGUCGGCCAACCUGUCGCGGCGGUCCAGGCCGUCUCCUUCCAGAAGAAGAGCCUGUCCUACAUGCUGCUGGUGAAUCCCGGGAACCUGUUCAGCAUCAACCAGGAGAGCGGCGCGCUCAGCCUCACCCGGACCGUCGACUACGAGAGCGGACACAACCUCCACACCCUGCAGGUCCGAACCUCCGAACCCGACACGGGCCUCAGCAGCGUGGCAGAGGUUGUCGUUCACAUCACAGAUGAAAACGACUGCACACCUGAGUUCCUCCACUCAAUCUACACCAGAGACAACAUACCUGAGAGCGUCGCACCUGGAACCUCCCUGAUGCAAGUUCUGGCCCGGGACUGUGACUCUGGCGUGAACUCGGAGCUCUCCUACUUCGUUCACGGCGGCGACUUUGACAUCACGUCGGGAGGCGUGGUCAGCCCCGCCCGUCGCCUGGACUACGAGCGGCCCAAUCACAUCUACGAGUUCGUGGUGGUCGCCGUGGACGCCGGCACGCCCCCCCGCACCGGUACCGCCUCCGUCCGCAUCCGAGUCGCCAACAGCAACGACGAGGCGCCCGUCUUCUCCCAGAGCGUGUAUAAGACCUUCCUCAGCGAGGACGCCGGUCCUGACACGCUGGUCGCCAUCGUCCACGCCAACGACCCGGACGGAGAUGCCGUCUCCUACGCCAUCACCGGUGGCAACGAGGACAGCAACUUCCUGCUGGACAACCAGAAGGGUAUCAUCAAGCUGCGGCGGAGUCCACCUCCGAGGCUGAGGGGCCCUCAGUACGUCCUCAACAUCACCGCCACGGACGAUAACGCGUCCGGUGGACCGUACCCGCUCAGCAGCUCCACGCAGGUCAUUGUGGGAAUCAACGACAUCAACAACAACAAACCAGUCUUCCAGGAGUGUCAGAACUACAGUCUGAACGCCGCCGUCCUGGAGAACCAGCCGCCAGGGACGUUUGUCCUGCGCGUCCAGGCCCACGACGCCGACAUGGGGGUCAAUGGAGAGGUCAAAUACGGCAUCAUGCACAGAGACGGGGUGUCGUCUGGGUUUGACAUCGACCCUAACACCGGUGUGAUCACCACGGCGGUGAGUUUCGACCGCGAGCGUCAGAGGGAGUUCACGCUGUCAGUGACGGCCACCGAUCAGGCCGAGGAGCCGCUGAUCGGGAUCUGUCAGAUCACCGUGCUCAUCGCCGACCGCAACGACAACGACCCCAAGUUCGAAAACAGCCGCUACCAGUAUUUCCUUCGGGAGGACACUCCAGUAGGGACUAGUUUCCUCCGAGCGGCGGCACACGAUGACGACCAGGGGAGCAAUGCGGCCAUCACAUACUCGCUGUCCAAUCAGAAGCCAGCAUACCUGCACAUCAACCCCAGCACUGGCUGGAUUUACGUCAACCACCCCAUCUCACAGACGUCCAGGAUCAACCAGCAGAUCGUGGCCUCAGACGGAGGGAACCGCAGCAGCUCCGUGGAGCUGACCGUCAUCAUCACCAAUGUCCACAACCAACCGCCGCACUGGGAGCAGCCCGAGUACUGGGUCACCGUCCCGGAGAACACCGUCCGAGACGCCAAGAUCGUGACCAUCAAGGCGACGUCUCCGCUCGGCGACCCCCGGGUGACCUACAACCUGGAGGAGGGCCAGGUGCCGGAGACCAACAUGCCGGUGCGAUUCUACAUCAAGCCGAACCGGGCGGACGGCUCGGCGUCCAUCCUGGUGGCCGAGAACCUCGACUACGAGACGACCCGCUUCUUCACGCUCAGGGUGCGGGUGCAGAACGUCGCCGCCGUGCCACUGGCGUCCUUCACCACCGUCUACAUCAACGUGACAGACGUGAACGACAACGUUCCUUUCUUCCUGUCGUCCACCUACGAGGCCACGGUUCCCGAGGGAGCGGAGAUCGGCACGUCGGUGGCUCAGGUGUCGGCCACAGACCUGGACUCAGGUCUCCACGGGAUGAUCCACUAUGUGAUCCUGAAGGACGAGAGCGGGGACUCUCAGUUCUUCAGCAUCGACCCGCUCAGCGGCGUCAUCGUCACCCGAGCGUCGUUCGACCGAGAGCAGAAAGCCUCGUACCUGAUCGAGGUGCAGUCGCAGGACGGCUCCGAGUCGGCCCGACCGGGUCAACAGGGACAACCCAACACAGACACGGCGUACGUCAGGAUCUUCGUCACCGACGUCAACGACAACGCCCCGGCGUUCGCCCAGCCGGUGUACGAGGUGAGCGUGGAGGAGGACAAGGAGGUCGGCUUCGUCCUCAUCACCGUCACCGCCAACGACGAGGAUGAAGGUGCAAACGCCAAGCUGCGCUACCAGAUCACCUCGGGGAACACCAUGGGCACCUUCGACGUGGAGCCCGAGGUCGGCACCAUCUUCGUGGCUCAGCCGCUGGACUACGAGAUGGAGCAGCGCUACGAGCUGCGGCUGGUCGCCUCCGACGGGAAGUGGGAGAACGAGACGCUGGUGGUGGUCCAGGUGGUCAACCACAACGACGAGGCGCCCGUCUUCAGCCAGACCGAGUACCACGCCGCCGUGACCGAGGAGCUCACCCAGCUGCCGGUCUUCAUCCUGGAGGUGUCGGCCACAGAUCCAGACCAGGAGGCCGACCAAACCGCCGUUCGCUACUCUCUCCAUGGUCAGGGCGCCGGCGGUGAAUUCACCAUCGACGAACGAACCGGAAGAAUCUACGCCCAGCGGCGUCUGGACCGCGAGGAGCGUCCAGCCUGGAGAUUCCUCGUCCUCGCCACAGACGAGGGAGGGGCCGGACUCACGGGAUUCGCCGAUGUGCUGUUGGAGGUCCGAGACGUCAACGACAAUGCGCCUUUCUUCCCGUGUCCGGCGCUGGAAGUAGACGGAUGUUUUGUCGGCCAAGUGCCUGAAAAUUCACCUGCCGACACCUCCGUCAUGGAGAUGCGCGCCAUGGACCUGGACGACCCCAAUGAGGGGAAGAACGCCAUGCUGACCUACAGCAUCAUCAAGAACGUCCGCAACGAGAUCAACCUCAACCUGUUCUCCAUCAACGCCACCACGGGAACCAUCUACACGGUGCUACGCUCCCUGGACCGGGAGGCGGAGGACCGGUAUCUGGUGGUGGUGGAGGCCAGGGACGGAGGGGGGUUGGCGGGGACAGGGACAGCCACCAUCAUGGUUUCCGAUGUCAACGAUCACCCGCCUGUUUUCACUCAGAGGGUCUACACUGCUCAGGUGACGGAGGAUCUGGAGGUGAACAGCGAGGUUCUCGUCGUUUCCGCCACAGAUGGAGACGAGGGCGAGAACGCCGUGGUAACCUUCAGCAUCGUCGGAGGUGACGAGGACAGGAAGUUCUUCGUGGAGACGGACAAAGUCAACAGACGUGGCGUCGUCAAGCUCAAGAAGAAGGUCGACUUUGAAAAGCCUCACGAGAGAACCUUCAAUCUGACCCUGAAGGCCGAGGACGCCGAUUUCUUCAGUCUGGCCUACUGCCUCGUCCAGGUGGAAGACUCCAACGACCACGCCCCCGUCUUCUUCCCGCAGUUCUAUGAGUCACCCGCCUUGUCCGAAGACGUACCUGUGGGGACGAUUGUUGCUCAGGUAACGGCCUCUGAUCUAGACUCGGGUCAAAAUGGACGUUUUUCGUACAGUAUCUCGAAAGAGUCGGACCCCUACAGCCAGUUCCUAGUGGACCAGUCUGGUUGGGUGGUCGUGGCUGAUUCUCUGGACAGGGAGAAAAUCUCGCAGCACAGGAUCAUGGUCCACGCCACAGAUGCCGGGAGUCCGCCCUUGACCGGAACCGCCAUCGUGAUGGUGACUGUGCUUGACGUUAACGACAACGGGCCGGAGUUCGAGGUCGCCUACAAACCCAUUGUUUGGGAGAACGCGCCGGCACCUCAGGCGGUACGAAUGAACGAAACAUCGCUCCUCCUCCACACAACAGACCGCGACACCUCCACCAACGGCGGGCCGUUCUCCAUACGGCUCCUCAUGCUCACCUCGGACGCCACCAACUUCAAUCUGACCGACUUCCGGAACGGCAGCGCUGCCGUCACAGCCCUCCGCACCUUCGACCGCGAGCGGCAAAAAGAGUAUCUCCUCCCGAUCCUCAUGAUUGACAGCGGCUCUCCUCCGAUGAGCUCCACCAGCACGCUGACGGUCGUCAUCGGCGACAGAAACGACCACCCACACUCGCCAGGACACACCAACUUCAUCGUCUACAGUUAUGAGGGUAUCCUCCCGACGACGGCGCUCGGACAAAUUCAAUCCCCCGACCUUGAUGACUGGAGCGAGAAGGUGUACCGGUUCGAAGGGAAGCCAACCAGGUCGUUCGGACUCAACCAGAGUUCGGGUCAGCUGAGCAUCAGGGAGGGGACGCCUCCGGGCUCCUACCACCUGCAGGUACGCGUCUCUGACCACGCCUGGCCCGACGUCACCUCCACCGCUCAGGUGGAUGUCACGGAGCUGCAGCAGGACGCCCUGCAGAACGCCGCCUCCAUCCGCCUGUCCAACCUGACAGUGGAGGAGUUCUUCAGGAGCAGUGGAGGUCAGGAGAGUCGGUUCUCCGUCCUCGGCGGAGCGUUGGCUGAACUCCUUCAGACUUUGCCGGAAAACGUCCAGAUCUUCUCGGUCGGCGGCGCCGGGCGACGGGGGGAGAAGGAACUGAACGUGUGGUUCGCCGCUCACGGCUCGCCGUACUACAAGGCGGAGAAACUGCACGGCUACGUGGCGGCAAACAAAGCCAAGCUGGAGGCCAUGUUGGGCGUGUCCAUCUCUCAGGUGGGCGUCGACGACUGUCCCCACACUGACUGCAGUCAGUCUGGAGGCUGCAGUAACAAGGUUUCAUUCAGCCAGUCCCCGGUGGCUCUCAGCUCCGGCGACACGUCGCUGGUGUCGCUGUCGGCGUCGUCGACGGCGCAGUGCGGCUGCAGGGGCCGAGAAGCCAUCCACCUGCCCUGCUCCGCCUACCCCACCAGCCCCUGCCUCAACGGGGGCACCUGUCAGGACGGACCGCUGGGAUACAGGUGUAAGUGUCCUCCCAUGUUCGACGGCCCCGAGUGCCAGCAGACCAAACACAGCUUCGGCGGCCAAGGCUACGCCUGGUUCCCUCCCAUCAUGCCUUGCUUCCAGAGCCACAUCUCCCUGGAGUUCCUGGCUGAGUCGGCCAACGGGCUGCUGCUCUACAACGGUCCUCUCGGCCCCGCCCACUCCGGGGAGCAGGAGGACUUCAUCGCCGUAGAGUUGAGGAACGGCGUUCCAGCUCUGAGCGUAAACCACGGAUCAGGAACGCUGACGCUGCAGCUCCCGCCCAAAUCCACCGUCACCGACCGGCGCUGGCAUCGCCUCGACGUCAUCAGUGACGGAAAGUCCGUGCAGCUGAUUCUGGAUCAGUGUGGGGGCGUGGCGGUGAACGAGCCGGAGGGGGUCGGGGGCGACGCUCAGGAGGUGGACGAGUCCGGCUGCAGAGCUGCAGGAGAGACUCCUGGGAGCCAGAGGUAUCUGAACGUGUUCCAGCCUCUUCAGUUGGGCGGAGUCAAGGAAACGUCUCCUCACCGACGUUACCGCAGCUUCACCGGCUGCAUCCGCAACCUGGUGGUGGACAGUCAGGUGUACGACCUGGCGUCUCCAGGUGAGAGCGUGGACAGCGCCCCGGGGUGCAGGCUGACAGACGGGGUGUGUGUGACGGCGGCGAGCCCCUCCUGCGGCGUUCACGCCUCCUGCCUCGCCGACUGGGGCUCGUUCAGCUGCGAGUGUCACCCGGGGUACACGGGACACAAGUGUGACCAAGCCGUCCCAGAGUUCUCCUUCGACUCGGGCAGCGUUGUGCGUUAUCAGCUGAGAGGCGGCGGCAGCUCUCGACGCACCAACGUCCAGCUGCUCCUCCGAACCAGAGCCACGUCGGGCACCCUGCUCUCCGUGACGUCCCGGGAUGCCAACGAGUACAUCGUCCUGGAGAUCAUGGAGGGUCACCUCUCUGUCCGGGCCAACCUCGGCGACGGUGCCGACGCCCUGCGGCUUCCCGGCCAGCGGGUGGACAUCGGGCAGUGGGUCCUGGUCAGCCUCAGUCGCCAUGACAACCUGUUCACCCUGCGGCUGGAGCGAGGAGGAGGGUCCCGGGAGGCCCAGGCCCGGCUGGGGAGCCGGAGGGAGAUCGUGGUUCACCCAGCCAGCGUGAUGGUCGGCAACGGACCGAACCCCGGAGACAAGGCGGACUUUCAGGGCUGUCUGCGGGACGUUCGUUUUAACGGCCAGGCGCUCCCUCUGGACGGGCAGAGCCGGGACUUGGUGACGGUGCUGGAGAGGCGGGGCGUCACCUCCGGUUGCUCCAGCGACGCCUGCAGCAGCCAACCGUGCCGCAGCCCGCUGCGCUGCAUCGACCUGUGGAGGAAGCAUCAGUGCAGGUGUCCCGGCGGUCAGGUGACGGUGACAGACGAGUCGGGACAGCGCUGCAUGCCGUCGCCCUGUGGACUUUCUUCCUGCCGGAACGGCGGUGUGUGUCAGGCGCUGUCGCCCGACAGCUACCGGUGCCGCUGUCAGGAGGGGUUCAGGGGUCAGCGCUGCGAGCUGGGGCAGGUCAAAGGUCACCGGCUGGCCGCCCUCAGUCCCAGCUCCAUCUUGGCCAUCAGCAUGUGUCUCCUCGUCUUCUUCGCGGUGUUGGUGGCGGUGACGGUGUGGAACCAGAAAGGCAGCCGCAACAAGUUCAGGAAGCGAGGAGUUUACCACAUCCCCGCUGAACACGAGAGCUGGGAGGACAUCCGAGAAAACAUCCUCAACUACAACGAGGAGGGAGGGGGGGAGCAGGACCAGAAUGGUUAUGACAUCACAGAGCUGAAGCGUCCUCUGUGCUCCAGUCUGUCCCAGUCGUCGUCCUGCACCACCGCCCCCCUCAUCAAGUCUUCCCCCGGCUCCCAGGAGGAGGUGCACCCGUCCAGCUCCUCCUGCAGCUCCGGUGCUCCCUACCUCAGCAUCCCGCAUCACCACCACUCGCGGUCCCACGUGGACUUUAAGAGCUACGUGGCGCGGAUCAUCUGGGAGGCCGACAACGACGGCGAGGCGUUCCCGCCGGACGCCUACCACGUGUGGUGCGUGGAGGGCUCGGGGUCGUCGGCGGGAAGCCUCAGCUCCCUGGGGUCGGCCGCGUCACAUGAUGAAGGAGGGUUUGUGUACGACAGGCUGUCGCGCUGGGGCCCCAAGUUCCACGCCCUGAGCGAGAUGUACGACCGGCCCCAGCUGGCGCUCUCAUACAGGGACGCCAUAGCUUACAUACAGAGGAGCCACAGCCACGACCCCCUGCCUCAUCACCACUAG
Messenger RNA from Seriola dumerili (greater amberjack), 8607 nucleotides. RefSeq names its product neural-cadherin-like. The coding region runs from base 1 to 8607 and encodes 2868 amino acids. Gene Ontology annotation, molecular function: cadherin binding; calcium ion binding. Gene Ontology annotation, biological process: homophilic cell-cell adhesion; adherens junction organization; multicellular organism development. Gene Ontology annotation, cellular component: plasma membrane; catenin complex; adherens junction. The record is from RefSeq and is a predicted model, not a curated record. The transcript has 37 exons. Lineage: Eukaryota; Metazoa; Chordata; Actinopteri; Carangiformes; Carangidae.